CUUCAAGUCUGAGACAUCAACUCUGCCUGGCUGCUCCGAAUUCGACUAUUCACCUUAACGGACCUCAGCUGGGAUGCCUGAGUCUCCUCUCAGUCCCACAGCAGCCCGUCAAACCCCAGCCAGCAGCCUCCUCAGCCACACAGACGUCGGUGCAGGAGGGAGAGUAGCUAAUGGGGAAUCCUGCAGUGGAGUGAGUGGUGAAAACUGGCAGAGUCUCCACCAUAAACAGGUGUUUCUGGCCAUGAUGGCUCCUCAGCAGAUGCAGCAGCUCCUGUCCCCAAACCAGCUGCAGGCCCUGAUCCACCAGAAGCAACAAGCCCUUCUGCUUCAGCAGCAACAUCUGAAAGAGUUUUACAAGAAGCAACAACAACAGAUUCACCUGCAGCUGCUUCAACAAAAGCCCAGCAAGAAAGUUAAAGAGCUCCCUGCACAGCAGCUUGUGUUCCAGCAGCUCCUCCAGCUCCAGCAGCAACAGCAGCAGCUCCUCCGGGUGCAGAGACCGGUCCUGUCCUCUCCUGCCCCCUCUCCAGCUGGUUUGAGCCCUGCCGAGAUGCAGCAGGUAUGGAAAGAGCUCGCAAACGGACUAACUGAAGAUAAAACAACAUUGAAGGGCAAUCAGGACUCCUCUGCCAACAACAUUAUGUCAACAAAAGUCACAGGGAGGCAGAGCAGUGACCAGCAGUCUCCUUCUCCUCGCAGGGCAGAAUGUGCUGUCAAAGCUGAUCGCGCUGCCACACACGCUCUCUACGGUCACGGUGUGUGUAAUUGGCCUGGAUGUGAGUCGGUGUGUGAAAACUUCAGCCAGUUCAUCAAGCAUAUAGGCAGUGAGCACACUCUGGAUGACAGAAGUACAGCGCAGUGCAGAGUCCAGAUGCAGGUGGUUCAGCAACUUGAGCUUCAGCUCUGCAAAGAACGGGAGCGUCUGCGAGCAAUGAUGGCUCACCUGCAUCUGCCAUCUUUGGAGUCGCAGUCAAUCUCUGCACCUGCGAGUCUUCAGUCCCCACAGUCUGAUCCGGCUGUUGACCCACACGGUCUCCAGCUCAGCUCAGUCGCCGCCACCAACAACAACCUGAGCCCGUCAGACUCGCCCCAAGUGUCCCCACAACCUCUGAUCCCUGUCAGCGUUCCAUUCCAGGGUGGUGAAGGAGAGUCGCCCACUCAUACACCAUGUGCUGGGGCCAUAAGACGUCGCCAUCACCCUUUGGUCUACUCGCUGUCUUCAGAAAAUGAAUAUGAGCUUUACAAGAACACCGAUAUCAGACCACCUUUCACCUAUGCAACACUGAUAAGACAGGCUAUUAUGGAAACAUCGGACAUGCAACUAACACUCAACGAGAUAUACAACUGGUUCACACGGACGUUUGCUUAUUUCAGGCGCAACGCUGCCACUUGGAAGAACGCAGUGCGCCACAACCUGAGCCUGCACAAGUGUUUUGUGCGUGUGGAGAAUGUGAAAGGCGCAGUGUGGACGGUGGAUGAGGUGGAGUACCAGAGGAGGAGAUCCCAGAAGAUCACAGGGAGUCCAUCACUGCUGAAAAAUGUGUCUUCCAACCUCGACUUUGGGACGGUUCUGAACACCAGUUUACAGACCGCACUGGCUGAGGCGUCACUGCCGGGAUUCAAGAGGGAGUGUGUUAGCAGAAACUCCAGGAGUCGAAUACAGGAGAGCAAAGCAACAAACAGCCACAACAAACAAAACUUCUCUCCAGGAGUCCAACAGUCUCUAGAUCUGAAUGACCAAGAAUCUCUGCUGCCAACAGUAAAACCAGCCGGUCUGCAGCACGACAUGACUGAAGACGACGACGACGACGACGACGAGCAUUUGUUUGACCUUGAAUGACAAAAGAAAGGAUUCAGACUGGAUCGUUUGAGUUAAGUUAGCCUUCGUUGAACAUUCAGGGAUAUAAACCCUACCAUCUUCACUUCAUUUUAAUCGUCAGUGUGUUGUACCAGUCGGCCUGAAAUUCUCACAUAAUACCAUUAAGAACUCCGAACUGUGGCUCAUUACAUAGUUCAUGUAUUCAUAGUUUCAUACACAAGCAAACUGGUCUGAUGUUGUUGCCUAUUGAUGACUACAUGUCUGCAAAAGUGGACAUUUUCCUUUGACUUUAGACCUUAAAGAAAGGAAAGUGAAAUAUAGUGACGUCUAUAGUUUUUGUGCUGGCUUAUUACUUUAUUAUUUUCUGCUUUUCUGAUCAGCCAGAGAUUAAAAACAAAUGAAUAAAUAAACAAAUAGUUUAAAGAUAUGAUAAAAAGCCUUACAGGUGCUCACAUCUGAACUACACACAUAAAAAUUUUUUGAUCUUGAUCUUUGAAUCCUACCCUUUUCAUGUAAAUGAUUCCCUCCAAAGGCCAAAGUACAGGACUAGUUGUUAUAAUACUGUGUAGAGAACGACUGUUUGUCUGUUAUUGUGAUAGCUCAAAGAAAUAACACAGGGUGAAUGUGGAUGUUACAUUACAGCAAAGCCAGAGAUGUUUUGCUGUGACUGUUUUCUGUUGAUGACAUAUCUGAAAACAUGUAUUACAGUCUGUGCCGUGGCUUCUCUCUGUUGUCUCUGUACAUUAAAACUACUUGUAUGAUGCACAUCGGUUUGCUGAAAUGUGUUUUAUCGAUGUCACCGUCUGGUUUGUUUUCCUGUUCCUGUGUGUAACUUAUGUAUUUAUUAACACUGUGUUUCCACUGAAAUAAAGAACGUUACAAACAUUUCACUUUUAUAACAGUAUUUGCAAUAGACACUGUGCACAUAAUACUGUAUUUAUAAAAAUGUGUUUGUCUGUAAUUGUG
Molecule: messenger RNA, 2785 nt
Organism: Epinephelus lanceolatus (giant grouper)
Lineage: Eukaryota; Metazoa; Chordata; Actinopteri; Perciformes; Serranidae
Product: forkhead box protein P4-like
Biological process (GO): regulation of transcription by RNA polymerase II
Cellular component (GO): nucleus
Molecular function (GO): DNA-binding transcription repressor activity, RNA polymerase II-specific; RNA polymerase II cis-regulatory region sequence-specific DNA binding
Source: RefSeq, a predicted model, not a curated record